ACCCACUACCAUGUCAAAUCAAAUCGUCUUAGAACGCGAUGGAAAACAUUUGCUCAUGCAGAAAUUGGUUCCACCAGAUACCACUACACCCGCUAUUGACGAUUUACUUUCGUUCAGCUCCCCAUUCAAUCAGGCUUUCGGAUCUAACGUCCUUCUACUGGUACCAACGGAAAAUCAGUUCAAGACGAAAGUGCUGGAAAACAUCAUUGAACAGGAUCUUCAAGGAGCGACACUGAUCACUCGUCAGCUCAAAGUUGAUACUGGUAUCGAGCAGCCGUACGAUGAGAAGUUUGAAGAUUGUGUGAUAAAGCGCCUCAAGGGGGCGUUCGCUUUUUUGGAAUGCAACCCAGAUUUUCUAGGAGAAAACAGCAUUGGAAGGGUCGAAAUUGGAGUGAUCGAGAACUAUAUUCGGCUGUCAGAUGGCGACAGCAGUGCUGUUGAUUUUGGCAGUAUAAUUAUCCAUAAUGCAACUAUCGGAAAAACAAGGUGCAGCGUAUCAAGAGGCGUUACCGUUCAAAUGGAAUACGUGAAAGAAGCAAGAGAACGAGGGUUUGUUGAUCCUGAAGAAAAAGGAGGAAUAUGCACUGUCGGCAAUGUCCUUAAAAAUCACUUCGACCAGGUUGCUCGCCAUAAAUUUGGAGGGGAUUAUGACAUUUCUAAAGACUGGCAUUUGGCUGUCAGUGGAGAAUCACGCUACGCUCUGCUCGAAGAAGCUGCAAGAAAGGUCUAUGCAACUGCAAUUCAGGAAUGCAUUAGGAAAGCAUAAAUUGAGGAGUACUAGCAAUAGUAAGAUGAAAUUGUGAGGUGACAAGCAACCAUGGUUAGAGAUGUCAAAGGCAGAAGGACGGUAUCAAAAUGCGAUAAAGAUACAGGAGUUAGGGCCAAAAAUGGAGACAUGGGAGCAGGGUUGUCAGUAGUAUCAAGAGUGUAAACGGAAUGGCCUGAGGAAUGUUUGAAAGGAGUGCAAGGAAGAGGAAGUAUCAGAGACACUUCUUGGAGUAGGGAUGUUGCAGAAUACUUCG
Molecule: messenger RNA, 1022 nt
Organism: Exserohilum turcica Et28A
Lineage: Eukaryota; Fungi; Ascomycota; Dothideomycetes; Pleosporales; Pleosporaceae
Exons: 1
Coding region: 11-766 (251 amino acids)
Source: RefSeq, a predicted model, not a curated record